Molecule: messenger RNA, 2691 nt
Organism: Nilaparvata lugens (brown planthopper)
Lineage: Eukaryota; Metazoa; Arthropoda; Insecta; Hemiptera; Delphacidae
Gene: Tmem214
Product: transmembrane protein 214-A
Exons: 12
Coding region: 325-2352 (675 amino acids)
Cellular component (GO): Golgi apparatus; endoplasmic reticulum
Source: RefSeq, a predicted model, not a curated record
UGGCAGCAACGUAGCGUCGUGUGAUUCUAGUGGUCGUGGCAUAUCCGUUGAUGUUUUGGUUUGAUAAAAUCUGGAUCUUGAUUGUUGAAUCGGUUGAUUUUGAUUGUUGACGGUCUAUUUCAACAAUCUUGGAGUGUUGUGCUUGUGGAUUUUCUGGAAGGAUUGAUUUUUAUACUGUAUUUUGUAGUAUUUAUUAAUAGAAUUAUUUUAUAACUCAGCUAUUUAUCGUUUUUAUAGUAAUCCUAGUUUUUUAAAGGUAGUGUGUAUUGAAUUUUCAACAUUUUUAACUUGUAGACAUUUCAAUUUUGUGGAACUAUUCUAGCUAUGUCAGGCCAAUGGGAAGUAGUUGGGAAAAAUCGUAAGGAUAAGAAUAAUGUGAAGAAACUAUCCAAGAGUGAGAAGAAAAAGAUUAUAGAUAAUGCUCCUAAGGUUGAAGAUUUGUUGCCUCUAUCACAAGUGAAAACGCUUUAUUCCGCCUUGGACAUCAAUAAGGAUGACGACAAUAAGCCUGCCGAGAAAUCAAUCAAAACAAAAGAGAAUGAAGCUAAGAAAGCCCAGGCAAAACAGCCCGACAAAAAGAAGGCGAAAGAACCGGUCGAGAAAGCGCCAAAAAGUUUGAAAAGUGCUGUAAAUGCGUUGACUUUGGAAAGUGUGUCGUUGGUGAUAGAGACAGGCAAGGCUCGUUUCAAGGAAGCGCCACUAGUAUGGCUAAAAAGUUUGGCUUCAUUUCUCAACCUUAAACUUCCAGUUGAACAAAAAGAAGUGACGUUCACAUCCAAAUCAUUCGAAACACCAAUGGGACUUUUGAAUCCUGAAAUACGCAACCUGAUUAAAAAGGAACUGAAAGAUGUGCCUGAGCCAAUAAUUCAAACUCUUUACGAUUAUUGUUUGACUUCGAUGGCCAACGAUAUGACAAAGGGUGGCACGAUCUGCGGCUACAAAAUGCUGCUGCAGAUAUUGGCCAUCAAUUAUCCGUCAGUCACCAUUGAGAGCUUGGAAAAGUCGUUAGCUUUGAUGAAUUCCUAUCAAAACCGGCAGGCGAUUGGCUCAUCGAUUCUAUGGGCGGUCGGACAAGGAGGCUACAAAGAUCUGUCCAUUGGUCUUCAAGUAUGGCAAGAAGUUAUGUUUCCAGUAUGCGAACUGCGAAACUAUAGUCGCUACGUGUUAGAUUACCUGAAAUGCCUGCUAGCUAGACACUCAACUAGUAAAGCUCUCAACUGUGAUCAGUUUUUCUCGAUAGUAGACGCUAUUCAUUCAACUGAUUUAAAAUUACCCAAUCCUAUAGCUUUAGAACUAAAAUCAAACACCAAGCAACUCAGGGAAAUUGCAAGCAAUCAAUGUGAUAGUUUACACGAAUAUUUUGAACUUUUAUUGGCAAGAAUGCCGGAAGCAUCAAAUCAACUUCGGGAUGAGCUCGUGAAAUUUGCUGUCACGUGCCUUUUGAACAGUCCUCGCAGCUUAACAAUUUGGAAGCAACUUUACAAAGAUAAUCUGCAGCAAUCAGCUUGGAUCCUGAAAAGCUUGAAUUCAGACUGGUCGUCGAUAAAAGAAAAAGUUCCAGAAAUAGCCAAGACGUUGUCUGGCUUCAAAAGCAUCAACGAAAACAUGAAGAAAAGCAACCAGAAGGCUGCUGGUCUUCAAGACUGUACAAUGCUCUGCGAGGCGCUUGUAAACAAGAAAAUGGCUAAAAGUAAAAAAUCGUCUGGGUUUCCAUUCUUCAAAUUGUUUUUCUUGCUCAUUGUUGGAUUGGCUGCUUUUGUAGGCUAUCAAGUCAACACCUACGGAUCAUUGAGAGCUUCACCAACUGGGAAGCUGCUCAAGGGUACUGGCGUUGUCGAAGGAGCCGAGGCCACAUGGAAGAAAAUCAGUAUUUACAGCGAUCCUAUGGUCAAAUGGACUCGAAAAAAUGGACCAGUCUACUACGAGAAAGUGAGCAAUACAACGAGUCCCUACAUUAAGAAGGGAAAAGAGUACGCACUUGUUGGCUAUAAGAAUGUCGCACAAGCAAUGAGUCAUAUUUACAGUUUUAUCGUUGAAAAACUUCCGUUCGUUGGCAAAUGGGUUGAUACUUAUGCACCAAGUAAAGCACAACUGAUGCAUGGCUUGGACCUAUUGUCCCAGUGGUCGAAAGUGUUCUUGCAAUUUGUUUUGAAGUAUGGAAUUGCAUUUGUUAAUAUUGUAGUCCAGUUCUGCGGAUCAGCUUACGAAUGGCUACUUAAAAAUGUGUUUGUAGGAGAAUUCUCGUCGGAAAAAUUACAGAAGUACGCCGUUGAAGGUCUGAACGCAACCUACAAAUUUGCCUCUCAAACAUAUCUCUGGGUCCAAGACAAAUUUAUCACGCUCUACACGUAGUAACAGUGUUCUAGCAGCUUAGCGCAAACACCAAUUCCAGAUCAUUCCAUAAAAAACAUCUCCAAUUUCCAGAAUAACUAAAAUCAUCCUCAUACUAUUAUCAUAAACUAAAUUUUAAAAACUGAAACCGACCAAGCAUCACAAUUGCAUUUAUGCAAAAUUAUCUCAAUAAACGAUUUUAACAAUUCUAUUUAUUUAUAUUGCCGUAAUAUAUACUUUCUAGACUGAUAUUUAAAUUAAUUAUUAUGUUGACUGUUUGAAUAUUUGAUGUUGCGGCUGUGUAUGAGUCCAUUCUAAUUUGUAUUUAUCAGUGUGAAUGCAAUACAGUUUAAUAUUUUA